Anthostomella pinea is the source of this 2175-nucleotide messenger RNA. Lineage: Eukaryota; Fungi; Ascomycota; Sordariomycetes; Xylariales; Xylariaceae. The record is from the annotation of a GenBank genome assembly.
AUGGUGGAUUCGGAGACACAGGCGCCUGCGCGCUCGUGGAAUACCUUCUUCAAGAGGAGAAAGGGUGCCUCUCCGGAUGAGAUGGCGGGCGUUGCGGGCGAGGAGAAGCAGACGAAGGCGGUAUGGAACAUGGGGAUGCUCAACGACAAGGAGACUAUAGAAGUACCGGGAUCUGUCUUAUUGCUUGCUCAAGGUCGGAAUGAACCACUGGGUCUUCGAAACGCCCCAGCUCGGACCUCACAUUCUUCCCUCCCAGCCGGCUUUGUCCCAGAGGCACCAACGCCACCACCAGUCCCGGCCGAAGAGGAGAAGAAAAUGACGGCAGAUGGUCAGAUCAUCCUCGAGCCUCAGCCCGACGACUCGCACAAUGACCCGCUCAACUGGCCUGCGUGGCGUCGCGACUCGGCCUUGCUCUCUCUCGGCCUGUACUGCAUGGUAGGUGGCGGUAUCACCCCCAUCCUCGCCGCAGGCUUCACCAAUGUCGCUGAAGACUACAACAUAGACGUGGCCGAGGUGUCACUCACAACUGGUCUAUAUAUGUUGGGCCUCGGCAUCGGCUGCGUCAUCUUCUCACCCACCGCCAUUCUCUAUGGCAAGCGCCCGGUCUACCUUUUCAGUUCCAUCUUGUUCAUCAUCUCAGCCGUAUGGUGUGCUUUAUCACCAAACUUCACCUCGCUCAUUCUGGCCAGAAUCUUUCAAGGCAUCGCUGUCAGUCCUGUAGAAUGCUUACCAUCUGCUACAAUCGCCGAGAUCUUCUUCCUGCAUGAAAGAGCUUACCGGAUCGGCGUCUACACUUUGCUAUUGCUCGGUGGCAAGAACCUGGUUCCAUUGGUGAGCGCUGUUGUCAUCCAGAGUCUUGGCUGGCGCUGGGUAUUCUGGAUUGUCGCCAUUGUCGUGGCAUUCUGCGGUGCCCUGCUCUUCCUUCUCGUGCCCGAGACUUUCUGGGACAGGUCCCCUGUUCCCAGAGCACGCAACCAACCCAAGAGGCCCGGUUUUUUCAGCAGAAGGUCAUCGAGACACAGGGUACCGGGGUUGCUGCAUGCCAACGAUGGCGCCACUUCGGCUAUGGAUCAACCUGUGCCGAGUGCAUCUGGAGAGAAGUUCACCGAAGACCACGUAGGGACUGCAAAGGAGACGCAACACCGGCACAAGAACGUUCAUGUAGGGUUCGCGCCGGCUCCCGAGGAUGAGCCAGCCUCUCCGUCAGGUGGAACAGCUACGGGGCCAGACCUCAACGGCAAUGAUAGUUCUACGGUAGCUGAAGGCCCGUCGACUGCCGGUUAUUUCCACGACCCGGAGGGACAGCCAGCCUACCAAGCCCCUGGCAUGCUGGAAUCAGACGCUGCUAGUGAGAAGAUGUCAGUCUCCAGCCUAGCACCUGUCACCAAAGGCCAGGUCUACACGCACAACCUGCGCCAAUUACCGGCCAAGUCAUUCACGCAGCAACUGAAACUGCACCACGGACGACUCAAUCAAGACAAGUGGUGGAAGGCAGCGAUCCGGCCACUGAUCCUGUACUCGUACCCGUCGGUCCUCUGGUCGGCGGCCAUUUACGCUUGCUCGGUGGGAUGGCUCAUCGUCAUCUCGGAAUCCGUGGCCAUCAUCUUCAGACAGGGGACGUACAAGUUCAGUGCACUGGCGACGGGACUAGUGUACAUCUCACCGUUCAUCGGUGGGGUGCUGGGCACGGCGGUGGCAGGCAAGGUCAGCGAUAUCAUUGUCAAAGCGAUGGCCCGAAGGAACGGUGGCCUGUACGAGCCCGAGUUCCGACUCGUCAUGGCAGCGCCGGUGGCGGUAACGACAGUCAUCGGGCUCAUGGGGUUUGGUUGGUCAGCGCAGGUGAAGGAUGCUUGGAUUGUCCCUACCAUCUUCUUCGGAGUGGUCUCGUUCGGCUGCGCGCUCGGCUCCACGACAGCCAUCACGUUUUGCGUGGACAGUUACCGGCAGUAUGCUGGAGAGGCACUGGUGACGUUGAACUUCAGCAAAAAUAUCUUCCACGGGCUCGUGUUCAGUCUUUUUGUGACCGAGUGGCUCACACACGACGGGUCCAAGUCGGUUUUCAUCUGGAUCGGCAUCAUCCAGCUGAUCGUACUUGUCUCGACGAUUCCCAUGUACAUCUACGGCAAGAGAGCUCGUAUGUGGACGGUACGGCGGAAUUUCAUGGAGAAGUUUUAG